Rangifer tarandus platyrhynchus (Svalbard reindeer) is the source of this 390-nucleotide messenger RNA. NCBI's taxonomy places the organism in Eukaryota, Metazoa, Chordata, Mammalia, Artiodactyla, Cervidae. The record is from the annotation of a GenBank genome assembly.
AUGUGUUUAGUCACUGAACCGUGUCUGACUGUUUGCAACCCCACAGACUGUAGCCCACCAGGUUCCUCUGUCCAUGGGGAUUCUCCAGGCAAGAAUACUGGUGUAGGUUGCCAUGCCCUCCUCCAGACCCAGGGAUCAAACCUGUGUCCUAUGCAGUGGAAGCACACUCUUAGUCACUGGACAGCUGGAGAACGCCCUCAAAAUCAUAAGAAUUCACUCCAAAAGUCCACAGUGGUCAAGGGUCAUUUCUUUUCAAAGCCCAAAAUCUUUUUGGAUCCAGAACGAGGAGUUGAGAGGUGGAAUGCGAACCUACUUCAUAAGGUUUUUGUCCAAAGUGAUAUCAAAUUAUCUAAUUUCAGCACUCCAUGGCUUACAGUGUUAAAGUACUGA